CAGGGGCGGAACUUCCGUUCGGGAAAACAACAUGGACGUGAAGACGACUCUAUUUCUUUUUUAUAUUCAAUAGUUUGCAAUUGCAAUAGUCAGUCAUAAGUACCCAUGCAUAUUGGAAACGAACUAACACGUAAGGUUGUUCAUCUAACUAGCUUUUUGCCGAUGUAAUUGCUUGUAGCUAGCUACUAGCUAACUCACAUACCGGUAACCGUAACUAGCUAGCCGCUGUCUAUAAUGGAUCGCAAUAACAUUAGAUAGCUAGCUAGUAGCUACUACUUAGCCCUUUCAGUUUGACAAAUGCCAAAGGUUUUAGGCACUUUUCGGGAAUAAAUUCGUUAUCGUGAUGUGAAUAUGCUUUACAAAUAGGCAGCCUCGAUGUUGAAAUGAGAAAAUUAUUUACCGACCAGUUUCCAGGUAGCUAUGCUAGCUACCUACCUGUGUGUCUCAUGUUGAAAUCUCUGAUCUCACACAGUACAUGAUCUGGCAGUGAGCAUACAUGAUGAAUCGUCCCAAGCCUACAGCGAUCAGGCGUCCUAGUGCUGCAAAACCCUCAGGUAUGUACAGUAUCUAGCUAUGUGUACCCACUUCAUCAAACCUUUGUCAAACAUACAAUAAUAUUAUAAGUGUUUCUCUUCCAAAUGUUGCCAAUAGGUCACCCUCCUCCAGGAGAUUUCAUAGCAUUGGGGUCAAAGAGUGGCGGAGAGUCCAAAGCACCUGCAGUUCUCCUUAAGCCAGCGUCCACCUUACCCACUGACCGCAAACGAGAGACUUCCUCGUCACUUCCUUCCUCCUCUGGCCUGUCCGGCCUCGUGAAGCGCCCCAAGCUCUCCUCUACCCCUCCUGUCAGCGCCCUGGGACGACUGGCUGAUGUGGCAGCAGUGGACAAAAGGGCUAUAUCGCCUUCGAUCAAGGAGCCCUCAGUGGUGCCCAUAGAAGGUAGGAAACAGUAUCAAUUCAAAUAUGUUUUCCAGAGGAAUAGGUAGUGGUUAAAUCCCAGGAUUGUGAAUCCUGAUUCUGUGAUGCGCUGUGGCUGUGCAUAUUACUAACACAAUGGUUUUCUUACAGUCCCCCCAGCAGUGCUCCUGGAUGAGAUUGAGAAUGCAGAGCAGGAUGGAAAUGAUGAUCGCAUUGAAGGGGUGCUCUGUGGAGCUGUCAAACAGCUGAAGAUGAACCGGGCCAAACCUGACAUAACACUGUACCUCAGCCUCAUGUUCCUGGCCAAGAUUAAGCCCAAUGUCUUUGCCACUGAAGGCAUUAUUGAGGUGAGAUUUGAAACCCAACAUUUUACAAUCAGUUCCAUACAAUUGUUAUACAGAUUGGUUCAUGACUUUCUCUAUCUGUGUGUGGACAGGCCUUGUGCAGUCUUCUUCGCCGGGAUGCCUCCAUCAACUUCAAAGCCAAGGGCAACAGUCUGGUGUCUGUGCUAGCCUGCAACCUGCUGAUGGCAGCCUAUGAGGAGGAUGAGAACUGGCCAGAGAUCUUUGUCAAAGUGAGAACCACUCAUCAUUCCUGUUGGAUUUCUGUUUGUAUUCUAGCUACAUUGUUACCACUGUUGUGCCCCCUUUAACAUGUUCUUGUUCUUUUCAGGUGUACAUUGAGGACUCUUUGGGGGAGCGAAUUUGGGUGGACAGUUCCCAUUGUAAGAAUUUUGUGGACAACAUCCAGACUGCCUUCAGUACCAAAAUGCCCCCAAAGAGUAUGCUGCUGCAGUUGCAGACUGACACUGGCCGCUCCGGUGGGGAUAUCAGUGCAGGUAUAGUACUGUAUGUAUGCACCUACCGGUUUGUUCAGGUGUGAAUCCUGUGACAUUGGAUUUGACUCUUAAUUAUUACUAUGUAAUUUAACAUAGGGCGGCAGGUAACCUAGUGGUUGAGAGCGUUGGGCCAGUAACCGAAAGGUCACUGGUUCGAAUCCACAAGCAGACUAGGUGAAAAGUCAGUCUGUGCCCUUGAGCAAGGCACUUAACCAUAAUUGCGCCUCUAAGUCGCUCUGGGUAAGAGCGUCUGCUUAAUGACUACAAUGUAAACUUUCCAGGGAGCAGUCCUCACCCCUCCACCCCAGAUGAGGAUGACAGCCAGACUGAAUUGCUGAUUGCUGAGGAGAAACUUAGCCCUGAAGAUGAUGGACAAGUUAUGCCAAGGUACGGUAGUACCUAGUUUAGGCAUAGGCUACUACACAUAGCAGUAAUAUAUUGAUUGUCUGUCUACUUCUACUUAGACUGAUCAGUUCAUUGAACAGUUUGCGUUCAUUCACUCUUCAUCUCAGGUACGAGGAGCUGUCUGAGAGUGUGGAGGACUAUGUUCUAGAUGUCCUGAAGGACCAGUUGAACCGCAGGCAGCCCAUGGACAAUGUAUCCCGUAACCUGCUGCGUCUGCUCACUGCCACCUGUGGCUACAAGGAGGUGCGGCUUAUGGCUGUGCAGAGGCUGGAGAUGUGGCUGCAGAACCCAAAGGUGACAGGAGGAGUAACAAUCAGCUACACACAUCACCUUCACUAGUUAACAGGAAUCAUCAUUUAAUUGGCAAUAGUGGUCUAAAGUGGGCAUAAGAGCCAUCACCUUCCAGCUCAAUAGAGUUGUACAUCACCCUCAAAUCUAACAUGUAAAUGCAGCUGUUUGAAUGAAAUUAUGUAUAAUGAAGACUUUUGACUCUGCAGCUGACCCGUCCAGCUCAGGACCUUCUCAUGUCUCUCUGUAUGAACUGCAACUCCCAUGGAGCGGACGACAUGGAGGUGAUCUCCAACCUCAUCAAGAUCCGCCUGAAACCUAAAGUCAUCCUCAAUCACUACAUGCUCUGUGUCAGGUCUGCAGGUCCUCUCUUAUGGCGAUAUCAUUAUUUAGUUUGGAUAGUCCCCUACACAUGGUUUAUAGAUGUUCAACUAACUUGUUCAACUAAGUACCCAGGUGCCUCAACCAGAACCCUUACCCUAACCUUAGCUUCAUGUCCACAUCCUGGUUCAACCCUAACCUCAACCCUAACCCUGGAAAGUUGUUGCAUAUCAACAUAGUUGAUGUGUUCAAUGUUGUUAGUUUGAACAUCUAUAGGGGACCAUUUAUAUUUCAAAUGCUUUCAUGCAGAACGCUUUAUUCAUACACUUAACUGUGCUGUCUGGCCUUUGAUUACCAGGGAGCUACUGAAUGCACACAGAGACAACCUGGGAACUAUGGUGAAGCUGGUGAUCUUCAACGAGCUGUCCAAUGCCAGGAACCCCAACAACAUGCAAGUCCUUCACACACUGCUCCAGCACAGCCCAGAGCAGGCCCCUAAGGUGAGGGAGUAUUCCAUGCUGACGUGACAACACACCUGCGGAAAAUGUAAAAUGUGUUACUAGUAGUUACUGAGGGGAAAGUAAAUAUAUGUGGUUCACAGGGCUCGACAUUAAGGCUUGUCCACUUGUCCGGGGCAAGUAAAAAAAAAAAUGUCAGACAACCAGAAUAUAGAGUUCAGUUGUCCAAAUGGACAAGUAAAAAAAAUCACAAUAUCAAACGAUUGACAUUCUGAGUAAAUUGCCUAUAUUCCUAUUUGCUAUAGCCUAUUUCAAUAAAUAUGUUAUAUUUACACAAAGCAAGAGAACAAUGUAGACAGAGCUAACACCUCGAUCACACCUGCAGUGUCAUUGCGCAAAAUGGUACGCAGCAUCUGUAUAUGUGUGCAACAAAAGUUCAACAUUCACCUUCUGCUACCAUUUCUGUUAAGCCGUCUACACAUACAGUUUCACGCAUACGUUCGAUAAAUCCAACGUAUGCACCACACAGAACGCACUGCAACUGCCUCUACAACGCAAUGCUGCAGGGCAAACGCAGCGUUCCAUUGGAAAUUAAUGUAUUUCUGGUGUACCAAAAUGCAAUGCCUGUGAUCGAGGCGUAAGAGUAUCACUAAAGCAGCGCAAAAUAUCCGGUCAGAAUGUUGUUUUUUCUCUCUCUCGAAUAUCGGAUGAUCUGGGCCAAUAGCCAAAGUCUAUUUAUUUAGAGGAUACUCCGGUGUCUUAUUGUUAUAGAAGCCCACAUUCUCUAUUUUAUCUUUCAUUUGAUAUUAAUAUGACUUGGCCUAUUAAGCCACUCUCAGUUUAAUGCAUGCUAGAUUUCUCCUGCCGUGCUAUUUCAUGAUCAAACAAUGAAUUAAUCUAAUGGAGUUCUAGGCUAUCUCAAAGUUUGAAGUUUUUUUUGAAUAACCUCAAGGCAUGGGAUGCCUAAGGUAAUAAUGAGAGAUAAACAAUAGCAAGAUAUAAAAAUCGAAUGAGAAAUUUGAACAAACCUUACAGUUGAGCAAAGAAUUAUAAGACAGAAAUGAUGCAUGCAUGCGAGGUCGGGAAAAAAAGACCCACCUUGCUGUUGCGAACCAACUAAUUGAAAUAUCAUAAAGCAUUAAGACCAAUUAAAGUUAUGAAGACUAUUUUCCAAACUAUUCUAAUAAAGUGUUUAAUGUCCUAAAGUUGCAGCUUUUAAAUGGGAAUAAUUGGGGACAAGUGACUUCAGCUUUCGGACAAGUAAAACAUUUUAUGUCAAGCCCGAGUUCAGAAAUGGACCAGGAUGAGCUUUAUUGGCUUUGGAUUGAAGUACACGUUUUUAUUCUUGGAGUGAUCAUAUUUUAACUUUAUUAUUUAGUAACUGAAACACAAGAAGGAGAUGAUGUUUGGAAACCGCUCAUCUUAAAGCUGUUCACUCUCUUCUGAUCCUCUCUUUAGUUCCUGGCCAUGGUGUUCCAAGACCUGCUAACCAAUAAGGAUGAUUACCUGCGUGCCUCACGAGCCUUGCUGAGAGAGAUCAUCAAACAGACCAAGCACGAGAUCAACUUCCAGUCCUUCUGCCUGGGUCUGAUGCAGGAAAGGAAGGAGGCCACCUACGUCGACAUGGAGUUCAAAGUGAGCUCAUAAACGCUAUAUUACUCCCACCCUGUCUCAGUCUCCUGUACCAUGAAAUAACUCUCCCCCUACCUAGUUACAUACCCUUCUAUGCCUCUUCACAUAUGAAUAACUUAUAUGCGUUCUGUGGAUCUGAGCUCAUGCUCUCUGUCUAUUUUCCACAGGAACGCUUUGUGAUCCAGGUGACAGACCUGCUCACGUGCUCCAUGAUGCUGGGCAUCACAGCUCAGGUCAAGGAGGCUGGCGUUGCAUGGGACAAAGGAGAGAAGAAGAGUAAGUUCUUGUAGUUACUUCUUUGCUUGUCGUCAAUGUGGACAUUUUGAACAUCCUUUUUGUCUGUUUCAGAUCUGGAUGGUCUGAGAUCCUUUCAGAAUAAUAUAGCUGCCAUUCAGAGGGAUGCUGUGUGGUGGCUUCACACUGUUGUUCCCACUAUUGCCAAAGUGCCAUCCAAGGACUAUAUACACUGGUAUGUGUUUGGGAGUUUUCAUGCCACUUUGAUUGUUAAAAAAAGAUAAACAUAGGAGGAGCUAAUAAACAUCCUACAAUAGUUACUUAAGAUAAUUAUUCUACCCAAAAUAUACUUGUGUUUCUUUUCCCCAGUCUUCACAAGGUGCUUUUCACGGAGCAACCAGAGACCUACUACAAGUGGGAUAACUGGCCUCCUGAGAGCGACAGAAAGUGAGCAUCUCUUCCGAACCUUUGUUUUAGAUUUGUUUUAUUCAUGUCUGUCUGUCCCUGCUCCGUUGACAUCACUUAAAUAUUUUGCCUCCGCCAGCUUCUUCCUGCGGCUGUGCUCUGAAGUGCCUCUGCUGGAGGACACUCUGAUGCGUAUCCUGGUCAUCGGACUGUCCCGAGACCUGCCCCUGGGCCCGGCCGACGCUAUGGAGCUGGCGGACCACCUGGUGAAGAGGGCAGCCGGAGUCCAGUCCGAUGGUACAACAUCUGCAACAGCAAUGGGUAAGUGGAGUUUACUUCAUCAACAUUUUCAUGAAAAGAGAUGACGUUGAGGGAACUUUGUUUAUUUGGCAUUACCUAAAGAGGGAUAUUGAGCUUGUUUGCCGGUUUUGCUUUUGUAGAUCUGGAUGUGUUGAGAGUGGAGAGGAUCCAACUGAUUGAUGCAGUGCUGAACCUGUGCACCUACCACCACCCAGAGAACAUUCAGCUGCCUGCAGGGUACGUUGCUCUCUUUUUUUAGUAUGAUUAAUGAACUUGCCAGUCAGCUGGCAGUCGAUGUUCAUGUCGUUUUCUUAAAACAAAUUAUAUUUCUGUAAAUAACACGUUGGAUGUUUUUCAAGGUAUACUCCUCCGAACCUGGCGAUAGCCACACUCUACUGGAAGGCGUGGCUCCUGCUACUUGUGGUGGCGGCUUUCAAUCCACAGAAAAUAGGUAUGGGUCUCAACCAGGUUUCCCUACAAAUCAUCAAUGUAUAUAUUAGAAUAUUAGCCACAGGUUUUCCCUUUUGUUAUAAUCAUUUAUUUUUCUUCAGGCUUGGCUGCCUGGGAUGGCUAUCCCACACUGAAAAUGCUCAUGGAGAUGGUCAUGACAAAGUAAGUAACAAAUAUGAAACAUUUAUCAGUUUAAACCCAACACAUACCAGACUAGCUACUCAACGAACCUUAUCUUUCUUCACCCACUUUUCCCUGCUUGGCAGUAACUACUCCUACCCUCCAUGCACGGUGGCUGAUGAGGAGACCAAGACCGAGAUGAUCAACAGGGAGCUGCAGGUGUCCCAGAGAGAGAAGCAAGAGAUCCUGGCCUUCGAGAGCCACCUGGCAGCUGCCUCCACCAAGCAGACCAUUACAGAGAGCAACAGCCUGCUGCUGUCCCAGCUCACCAGUCUGGACCCACAGUAAGACUCCUGCUUCAUACCUGCACCUUGUAGACCACUUUUAGGGACAGUUCCCAGACCCAGAUUAAGUGUAGUCCUAGACCAAAAAAAGCAUGCUCAAAUCUCCAUUGAAUGGGCUUUUUAGUCCAUGACUAGGCUUAAUCUGGGUCUGGGAAACUGACUCAUUUUCAGUCAUGUGGUAAUCCUACUUCUAGGGGUCCCCCUCGCAAACCCCCUCCCGCAGUCCAGGAGCAGGUGAAGAGCCUUAACCAGUCCCUUCGCCUGGGUCACCUACUCUGCCGCUCUCGCAACCCUGACUUCCUGCUCAACAUCAUCCAGAGACAGGUAAACGAGAGCACAUCCUCUCUCACCGCUCUUCCUUCUCCAAUAGAAAGUAUUCUCUCUGGAAGGAACUCUUAACAACUGUGUUCGAUGUUUUCCCCAGGCCUCCUCUCAGUCAAUGCCCUGGCUGGCUGACCUGGUGCAGUCAAGUGAGGGGUCCUUGGACGUGCUGCCCGUGCAGUGCCUGUGUGAAUUCCUGCUUCACGAUGCUGCAGAUGACAACUUGCCCAUCGAGGAUGACGAGGAAGGAGAGAGCAAAGAGCAGAGAGCCAAGAAAAGACAAGUAUGCUGCCGUUUCUUAACAGCUACCAUAUUUCUGUUUGUUUUGAAUAGCUUUUGUGGUCAGAGAAAUCACUGACUCCAGCAUCUCAAAGGAUAAACUUGUCAUGUUUUAUUUCAUUAUUUCAUCCACACAAACCAACAAAUGUCAUUUUUCUGUUCUCUCUCACUACACCAGAGACAACAGAAGCAGAGGCAGCUCCUUGGACGGCUGCAGGAUCUGCUGUUGGGUCCUAAAGCUGACGAACAGACCACAUGUGAGGUGUUGGACUACUUCCUGCGCCGCCUCAGCUCUUCUCAAGUGGCAUCAAGAGUCCUGGCUAUGAAGGUACAUUAUAAGAGACAGGACACACACUAAUAUGAGUGUUUCAUUGAUUUACUGAGGAGAUGUAUUCACCUACUUUGGUUGUUCUGCUGUUGUUCAGGGUCUGUCUCUGGUGCUGACUGAGGGGGGUCUGAAGGAUGGAGAGGAGAGGGACCAGCCCAUGGAGGAGGACUCAAGAGAUGCUGAGCUGCUGCCAGGGUACCAGUGGCUCCUGCAGGACCUCCCCAAGCUGCCCCUGUUCGACAGCGUCCGGGGCAUGACCUCCACCGCUCUGCAGCAAGUCAGUGGGGAUCUGGUCUAGACCAUUCAUACCAAUGUGAACCGUAUUUGGCCUCAUUUUCAAGUUGUAGUUGACACAAAGUGAGUUUUCUUGCUGAAGGGAUGUGGUAAGAAUGUGUGAUGUGUUUCUGUUCUUCCCCAGGCCAUCCACAUGGAGACAGACCCACAGACCAUCAGCGCCUACCUCAUCUACCUGUCCCAGCAUUCACCAGUGGAGGAGCAGGCAUCUCACAACGACCUCGCUCUGGUAGCCAUGACACCUCUUAUCCUCAGUCAUACCUCCUAUUAUUUACCUGGGUUGUGUGUUCAGUAGAGCACCCCGUAGCAAAACAUUUUGCAAGAAGAACUAAAGUCUGUGUUCUUAUUGAACAAGUUCAGGUAGUUUCAAAAUGUUUUCUCCCCCACUGAACAACACCCUGUAUUGCCUUCAUAGUUAGAUACUGAGAUGGGUUUGAUUUGUGAUCCUGUAGGAUGUGGCCCAUCUGAUUGUCGAGCGCUCCACCAUCAUGAACAGCCUGUUCUCCAAGCACUCCUGCCGGCCCGAGUCAGACGCUGUGCUCUCAGCCCUCAUCUCCAUCUUCUCCAGCUACAUCAGGAGGAUGAGGAAGACCAAGGAGGGAGAGGACCUCUACAGCUGGGUGAGGAUUGGAUCAUUACUGGGAGGGGGUGGGGCUAACCUUACAUUUUCUGCAUCUAACUGGAAGAUGGUUUCAUAUUGGUAGACCCUUAUCAAUCAUUUCAACUAGAGGUGCUUGCUGUCAAUACAGUUGUCACUGAAAUUACAUUACUCCUUUGACCCUUUCUAUAGUCAGAAUCUCAGGACCAGGUGUUUCUGCGUUGGACCACAGGGGAGACAGCCACCAUGCAUAUUCUGGUGGUCCAUGCCAUGGUCAUUCUGCUGACACUGGGGCCACCCAAAGGUAUGUAUCUCUGAAUACCACAGUUGUUGUUACAAGCAUGGCCUAUCUACUGUACCUCAUUAUCAGUUUCAGUAUAUAGAAUGAUUAAUGUGUCUUUGUUCUCAGAGGAGAGUGACUUCUUCAACCUCCUGGACAUCUGGUUCCCCGACAAGAAACCCCUCCCCACCGCCUUCUUGGUGGACACAUCCGAGGAGGCCCUGCUGCUUCCUGAUUGGUUGAAGCUGAGGAUGAUCCGGUCAGAGGUCGCACGAUUGGUGGAUGCAGGUACAAGUCCAAACACAUUAAAUACAUGCAGUUAGAAGUAUAUGGUGUAAAAUACUACCGUAAAUAAUGAUGGUAUUUCUGAUACUAUGUCUGUCCUCUGCAGCGCUGCAGGAUCUGGAGCCCCAGCAGCUGCUGCUGUUUGUCCAGUCGUUUGGCAUCCCCGUGUCCAGUAUGAGUAAACUGCUGCAGUACCUGGACCAGGCCGUGUCCCACGACUCACAGACACUGGAACAGAACAUCAUGGACAAGAGUGAGAGCGCUUGACCACUAACUAUCCUACUACACUAUAUCUAUUCCACGUGGAUAAUGUUUGCCUCAGUUAUUUAGCUAGUGCUCAUAUAAUUUAUUCCUGAUGAUUCUGUGUCUAAGUCUGACUAUUUAGUGUUGUCGGUAUAUUCUCUAUUCCUGAUGUUUCUGUAUGUCCUGUGCUACAGACUACAUGGCUCAUCUGGUGGAGGUGCAGCAUGAGCGAGGUGCCACAGGGGGGCACACUUUCCACGGGUUGCUCAGCUCCUCUCUCCCUCCUCGCAGAGGUCAGUCAGUCUCUUACUACUCCGUGAUUACAUAUUAAUAUGCUAUUUAUGUUUUCUAAUGCCUCUCUGUGGUACAUUUCUUAUAAAAGUUUUGGAACAGCCCAGUAAAAACACCGUUUUGGUAUUUUGGGUCCAUACCUGUCAAUAACUGAAGACUAUGAUGUUUAACCUUACAGAUAGUACUGAGGUGAACAGGGCCAAAGUUACUGUGGAAACUCCUAGUUGCUCCUUGAAGAUGAGAGCCAAUCAGAUCCCAGUGAUUGGGCCUGAGGAUGACCUCACCGGCAUGUUGCUUCAGGUAGGAAUGUAUAUCUGCCUGGAGAUUGAUGACACAUUAAUACCUGUCUGAAGUCAAGUUUAUGGAGCCAAUCAUUUUAUUAUCUCUGAUUUCACCAACCAUUUUCUUGUAGUUUGUCUGAUAAAACAGACAUCAAGGCUUUUUAAUCAUACCUGCACAAGUAGCCUACAGUGAAAUGAUUGAUUAUCCUAGCUGACAGAGUUGUUUGUGGUUAUUAAUGUAGUCCGAUCUACCACCUGUUCUCAGAGUGCUGACUGAGGGUCUAAUACUUCUGGCUUUGUCUUCACAGAUGUUCCCUCUGAAGGUGGACCACCGCAGGCCCAGCACCCCUCCCCGGCCCCUCUCCCUGGCCCUGCAGCAGGCUCUGGCCCAAGAGCUGGUGCGUGCCAGACAGGGGGGGCACCCCCAGCAGGGUGGGGUGGCAGUGCGUCUCCUACAGGCCCUGGCUGCCCUGCUCAGCUCUGCCCACGUUGGGGCCCUCGUCAUGGCCAUGAACCGCAGCCACGCCCUGUCCUGCCCCAUACUGCGCCAGCUGCACCUCUACCAGGUAUGAUUGAUGUACUCUGCUGUCCUUCUAAACAGUGCAACAGUGCUGCAUCUCUCGCUCUCUCUUUGUCGCUCUCUCUCGCUGUCGCUCUCUGUCUCGCUCUCUGUCUGUCGCCUAUAUAUAUACAGUUGAAGUCUGAAGUUUACAUACACUUUAGCCAAAUACAUUUAAACUCAGUUUUUCACAAUUCCUGACAAUUAAUCUUAGUAAAUAUUCCCUGUUUUAGGUCAGUUAGGAUCACCACUUUAUUUUAAGAAUGUGAAAUGUCAGAAUAAUAGUAGAGAGAAUGAUUUCUUUCAGCUUUUAUUUCUUUCAUCAUAUUCCCAGUGGGUAAGAAGUUUGCAUACACUCAAUUAGUAUUUGGUAGCAUUGCUUUAAAUAGUUUAACUUGGGUCAAACGUUUCGGGUAGCCUUCCACAAGCUUCCCACAAUAAGUUGGGUGAAUUUUGGCCCAUUCCUCCUGACAAGAGCUGGUGUAACUGAGUCAGGUUUGUAGGCCUGCUUGCUCGCACACGCUUUUCCAGUUCUGCCCACACAUUUUCUAUUGGAUUGAGGUCAGGGCUUUGUGAUGGCCACUCCAAUACCUUGACUUUGUUGUCCUUAAGCCAUUUUGCCACAACUUUGGAAGUAUGCUUGGGGUCAUUGUCCAUUUGGAAGACCCAUUUGCGACCAAGCUUUAACUUCCUGACUGAUGUCUUAAGAUGUUGCUUCAAUAUAUCCACAUAAUUUCCCUUCCUCAUGAUGCCAUCUAUUUUGUGAAGUGCACCAGUCCCUCCUGCAGCAAAGCACCCCCACAGCAUGAUGCUGCCACCCCCAUGCUUCACGGUUGGGAUGGUGUUCUUCGGCUUCGGUUUCCCCCUUUUUCCUCCAAACAUAACGAUGGUCAUUAUGGCCAAACAGUUCUAUUUUUGUUUCAUCAGACCAGAGGACAUUUCUCCAAAAAGUACGAUCUUUGUCCCAAUGUGCAGUUGCAAACCGUAGUCAUGCUUUUUUUUGGCAGUUUUGGAGCAGUGGCUUCUUCCUUGCUGAGCGGCCUUUCAGGUUAUGUCUAUAUAGGACUUGUUUUACUGUGGAUAUAGAUACUUUUGUACCUGUUUCCUCCAGGAUCUUCACAAGGUCCUUUGCUGUUGUUCUGGGAUUGAUUUGCACUUUUCGCACCAAAGUACGUUAAUCUCUAGGAGACAGAACGCGUCUCCUUCCUGAGCGGUAUGACGGCUGCGUGGUCCCAUGGUGUUUAUACUUGCGUACUAUUGUUUGUACAAAUGAACGUGGUACCUUCAGGCGUUUGGAAAUUGCUCCCAAGGAUGAACCAGACUUGUGGAGGUCUACAAUUUUUUUUCUGAGGUCUUGGCUGAUGUCAAGCAAAGCAGCACGGAGUUUGAAGGUACACCUCCAAUUGACUCAAAUUAUGUCAAUUAGCCUAUCAGAAGCUUCUAAAGCCAUGAUGACAUUUUCUGGAAUUGUCCAAGCUGUUUAAAGGCACAGUCAACUUAGUGUAUGCAAACUUCUGACCCACUGGAAUUGUGAUACAAUGAAAUAAUCUGUCUGUAAACAAUUGUUGGAAAAAUGACUUGUGUCAUGCACAAAGUAGAUGUCGUGGUCCUCUGUAGCUCAGCUGGUAGAGCACAGCGCUUGUAACGCCAAGGUAGAGGGUUCGAUCCCCGGGACCACCCAUACGCAAAAAUGUAUGCACGCAUGACUGUAAGUCGCUUUGGAUAAAAGCGUCUGCUAAAUGGCUUAUUAUUAUUAUUAUUAUGUCCUAACCGACUUGCCAAAACUAUAGUUUGUUAAUAAGAAAUGUGUGGAUUGGUUGAAAAAAAAAGUGUAUGUAAACUUCCGACUUCAACUGUGUGUAUAUAUAUAUGCAGUGGUGUAAAGUACUUAAGUAAAAAUACUUUCAAGUACUACUUAAGUAGUUUUUUGGGGUAUCUUUACUUUACUAUUUAUAUUUUUGCCAACUUUUACUUUUACUUCACUACAUUCCUAAAGAAAAUUAUGUACUUUUUACUCCAUACAUUUUCCCUGACACCCAAAAGUAUUCGUUACAUUUUGACAGGAAAAUUGUCAAAUUCACACACUUAUCAAGAGAACAUCCCUGGUCAUCCCUACUGCCUCUGAUCUGGCGGACUCACUACACACAAAUGCUUCGUUUGUAAAUUAUGUUGGAGUUUGCCCCUGGCUAACCGUCAAUAAAAAAAUUAAACUGGUUUGCUUAAUAUAAGGAAUUUGAAAUGGUUUAUACUUUUACUUUUGAUUCUUAAAUAUAUUUUAGAAACUCCAUUUACUUUUGAUACUUAAAUAUAUUUAAAACCAAAUACUUUUAGACAUUUACUCAAUGUUUUACUGGGUGACAUUCACUUUUACAAGAGUCAUUUUCUAUGAAGGUAUCUUUACUUUUGCUGAAGUAUGAACAUUGAGUACUUUUCCACCACUGUAUGUGUGUGUCUGUUUGUUUUUCAUCAGUCAUCACUGAAUAUAUGGAUGUUUGCCAUUACACCAAACAGAUGUGACUGUAUUGAGUUGAUUUAACAUGUAUUUCUCACCUUCUCUUGGUCUUCAUCUCUUCUACUCAGCGUCUGGUGUCGCAGGACGUGGCCUUCUCCUCUCUCUUCUUCAAGGCUGUCAUGGAGAUGAUGACAUGGUUGGAGAACUCGGCCGUGGACGCGGGGCCGCUACGUGCCCUGCUCAAGUCCUUCGCUGGACAGUAUUCCCAGAAGCACCGGCUCACUGAUGGUGGGUGCUCCUUAUGUUCUUGGCUGCAUCCUAAAUGAUACCCUAUUGCCCAUAUACAGUAUGUAUUGCUCUUCUUUUGAUGCCGGUCAGAAGUAUUGCACUAUAUAGGGAAUGGGGUGUCAUUUCACACUUGGGCCUAGUCACAGUUAGAGUAAUCUACGGUAUCUCAACCUUAACGAUGUGAUGAUAACUAAGUGUGCCUUUCCUCUGCAGUUCGUACAGGCUUCCUCCACCUGGCUGAGGCCCUGGUUUAUCGGAGGGACUCUGAGGUGGCCGUGAGAGCCAUAAUCGCCACACUGAAGGCAGGGGAGAGAUGUAACGCAGAGCCAGAACUGAUAGGCAAAGGUAUGGUACUUUAGUGCUUCGUUCACUCUAUUGUGGGAAAAUAUGUCUCUUUUCAGGCUGAAAUGACACUUUCACAACUCUCUCUCAGGCUAGAACAUCAACUAUCCUCACUAUUUUUGCCCCAGUCUGGAUGUGGUGGCUGAUGUUACGCAAUUUCCCCACAUCAGUUUUUUUCAUUGCCUCCUGUGUGUCUCUGUUUUUCCUUUGUUGACCUGUUCCUUAUGAGUUUUUAUAAGCUCUUCUCUGAAACCAAACCAGACCAGCGGCUUCCAGCUUGUUUAUGUCCAAUAUGGGCUCAGGUCUCCAUCAAGCCCAGAUGAAGGAUGUUUUGACAUUAAACUGGUUGCGGCCAAGCUGGUGAUCUAGGUUACGCAAAAAUGCAAUAAUGGUAGUUGGUAGUUCAUAGUUCUGGUGUGUGGUAUUGGCUUGCCCCCACAAUGUUUAUUUUUCUCCUUUGAAUCACAAGAUUUUUCCUGAGCUCAGCGUCAUGGCCAGGUUUUUUUUUUUUUACUUCUGAAUGUUCCACCGUAGCUGCGGGAAUGUUGCAACCAUCACAUCACAUGUAAUCUCAUAACACUCAGUACUGUUUGUUUGUUGUUCCCAGUGUUACAGGGGCUAGUGGAGGGGAAGUCUCCCUAUUUGGAGGAACUGCUGUCCUUGCUAAUGACUAUUGGAACAGAGACGGGGACCGGCUCUACCACCGCAGGCCCUGUUGCCAUGGUGAUGGCACUGCUUCUCCAGGAGACUGAAGAGCAAGCCGUGAAAAUAGAGGUGGAUGUAAACAAGUAAGCAUGUCAAGUCUAUCACGCUCAAAUCAUUUUGUCCCUUUGACUUACUCAAACAACAACAAACAAAUCUGGUUAAGUGUGGCAUUGAUCUCAUAGAAAACAGCAAACAUACAUUUUGUUUGUCUGUUUAUGGCUUUAUGUGUUUUGUAAUGCCCUAGAAAUGUUACUAUUGUAUGUUUAAUAAUCAGUACUUUGUUUGACUGAGGGAUUCUAUAGAUUCAUCAUUCAUGUAGCCCGACCUUGAGCCUGUCAAUCUAUUCACUUCCCUUUCAGCAGCAGCUCCGAGGUGACAAAGACCGGGUCCAGCUCAGGGCUGCUUGUUGAUUGGCUGGGACUUCUUGACCCUGAGGUCACAUCUGUGUGUCCAGACCUUCAGCGGAAGCUGCUUUUUGCUCUCAACAAGGUAAUCUCAGCAAAUAUCAGUGUGUGUGUGUGUGUGUGUGUGUGUGUGUGUGUGUGUGUGUGUGUGUGUGUGUGUGUGUGUGUGUGUGUGUGUGUGUGUGUGUGUGUGUGUGUGUGUACUUCACCACCUUUCAUGUGGUUUAUUCCAGGGUAAAGGAACUCCCUCCUACAGACCAUACCUUCUGGCGUUGCUGACCCAUCAGUCCAACUGGAAAACUCUUCAUCAGUGCAUCAGUGCUCUUCUCAGCAAGCAGCAAGACCAGCGGUCAGUCAGCAUAUCAAACUCAAAUCAUUACCUUCAGCAGUAGUAUUCACACUGAGAUGAUAGUGUUGCCCAAAUAGUGAAAGUUGUAUUGUAAUGUUCUGUAAUGGUGUUGCAUAUGCUGUUCUCCAGACUGGACCCAUCUUCUGCUCUGGACUUCCUGUGGGCCUGCAGUCACAUCCCUCGUAUCUGGCAAGGCCGGGACCAGAAGACUCCACAGGUAGUAUAGUACACCAGUCUAGCCCUCAAAUAAUGACCUCAAUUAAUCCAGUCACAUGACACAAACCAGAGAACAUUGUUGCUCCUCAGCCUGACUGCUUCCAAUACUUCUCUUGUUCACCCUCUCUCCCUCUCUCUUUCUCUCGCUCUUUCUCCAGAAACAGACAGAUUUGUUUGUCCUGCGGUUGAACCCGGAGGAGCUUAUCAGUCUGGUGGACCUCAUCAUGUCAGAGUCUGAGCUGAACAGCCGCGGUGACUCCUCACCCACUGCCAACGCCCCCGGCAACGCCAAGAGCACCCUGGACCACACCUCCUGCUCCCUCAUCCAGUCACGGCUGCCCCUGCUCCAAAGCUGUUGCCAUGGUGACCUGGAGAGAGUGAAGAAAGUAUCGGAAUACCUCAUCAACUGCACAAAGAAAUGGGGAGACAGGUAUGGGUGGGGUGUUGGCUCUCGGACUGACAUGCUUAGUCAGGCUUGUCCAAUGUGAAUUUUAUAGUAUUUACAGGGUGAUCUGUUGCCAUGUGAUCUACUCUAGACAGAGAUGACCUCUCUCUCUCUCAAUACCCCAUAUGUUCCUUCAGCAACAGCAGACAUGACACUCCAUAACAUUUUGGUCCCAUAAGGUUCACUAAAGUGCCCACAGUUCAUUUAGUUAGACAUAUUUUUCACCCUCCCUAAUUAGCCCCAGUAUUGAACUUGGUCUUUGGCCUCUUUAAACCGAGCUGAUAAACUUGGAGCCAUAUCACUAGAUAACCCCUGGACGGAACAGAUGAAAUUCACAGACUGAAUGUUCUGUCAGACACAAUGCUGUGUGGACCAGGGGAAAGGCGAUAAUUAGGUCUAUUGGUGUGAAAUUAAAAUGACCAGAAGUCGUGUGUUCUGUGAUCUCUUUAAAAGCUCAGUGUAUUAUAAUAAAGCCAAGAGGAUUAGGGCUGCAGCUCUAAACUUGCUGCCUGUGUUGUGGAUUCCUGCUCAGACUUAGCCGUCUGUCAGAGAUCAGGGUGCAACUCCUCUUUGUGGAAGCCAAACCUUCUUUCAUGAGUCUGCCUCUGGUUAUUAAACCAAUUUUAAUGGGGAAACUCUGGCCAAGGUCAAGCAGCAAAAUUAUCUUUCCAAUUACAAUAUUUUUAAGCACAGCUAAGCUGUCUUGUACAAAUAGUUGUGACUGAAAACAUAGAUUGCUUAAAACCCGUCUUACAAAGCAGACUGUUUGGCCUUGUGUGGGAUAAACAUUUCCCUGUGUGCUAGGCAUUCUCCUCACAGUCUCCUCUUUUAAAGCUCAUCGCUAGAUUAGCUGGUGUUUACUCCAAUUACAUGAUGGUUGUUGAAGAGACAGAGUGGAAUCUGACUCUUGGUCAAGGUUGUUGCUGUUUAUGGAAAACACUGGCAGUGAUGACCAGUGAACAUAAAUCCUGUUGAUUCGUAGACGGUCUGACAUGUAUGAGCCAACUAACUAGGCCCACAUCAGACGAGGAUUGUAGUAGGAGACCAUUGUCACUGUCUGCUGUGUAGAAACUGUUGUCUGAUGUUCGCUAACUAACUCCAUUGUGUGUUCCUUAGUGUGAUGAGUAAGCGGUGCCAGAACCUCCUGCUCCAGCUCUACCUGCACUUCCCAGAGGUCAUCCAGCACGUGACCUUACCUGACGCCACUCUGAGCGGCGAGGGGGCCGCCGACGGCACCACAUGCAAGGUAGACUAGACCUUCAGCGGGCAGUCUCCUUACUGUUUCUCAAAGUCAUUGACUAACACAGAAGCCGUUAUAGAAGUCUUAAUGACUGAUGUGUGAUCCUUCCCUCUCAGCGCGACGUCCUGGUUCACCGUCUGGUCACGUUGCUAGGCGAUACAGGAGACACCAAGUCGGCUGAGAACCGGAUGUCAGACGCUAACCUGGCCUGCAGGAAGCUGGCUGUGUCCCACCCUGUCCUCCUCCUCAGGUGAACACCAUCUUCAUUACAAACUUCAUGUUGGACAUAUGAAUUCAUGCACCUCUUAUGGUAGAUUGUAGCUUCAUGGCUACAUUAGCUGAUGGUGAUGUUUUUGGUUCUCACCUUUGCUGUAGUGAGGUGGAACAUCUGGAGAAUGAUCACAGCUUACCUUUCUUGGGUUUCCAGACACUUGCCGAUGAUCGGAGCACUUCUCCACGGACGCAUCCACCUCAACUUCCAGGAGUUCCGGAGCCAGAACCACCUGACGUUCUUCAGCAACGUGCUGGCCAUCCUGGAGCUGCUGCAGCCGUUAGUGUUCCACAGUGAACACCAGAGGGCGCUGCAGGACUGCCUGCUCUCUUUCAUGAAGAUCCUGCAGGUGAGGGGAUGAACACAGAACGCACUCAAAGAUCAACCUCAGAGGCUUUUACAGGUGGUUUGGUGAUAUUUGCUUGUGUUUUUCUUUUUAGUGUUUCAGAGGUAUUUGACUUCUCAUAGGUGGGGAACGAAUACAUUGUUGUCACUGUUACAGCUGUGGUUGGCUGGAUAUAUUGACUAGAUCUAAUGUGUUUUCCAUAGAACAGUAGUAUUUCCACAAGGUCAACUGCUUUGUGCAUUCAAAUAAAGCUCAUAUUGAUCAUGGAGUUAAUCAUGUUUGUUGUCCAUAUUCCUUGCAGAACCUCAGGAGACCUCGUAUGCAUCCGUUGGCCGUCUUCAGUAAAUUUGUGCAGUUCAUUCAGAAGUACAUUACCCACGAUGCAGCAGCAGCCAUUCCCUAUCUACAGAAGCAUUCCGAUAUCCUGCAGUAAGUUAUUGAGCUUGGUUUUUCACAAUUAUUAUUGGGACUUUAGGAUUGGCAACACAAUUGCUUAAAUGUUAGUUGUUAUUUCAUGUUGUGUGGAGCAGCGAAGGAGUGACUUUUGUUUCUCUGUUUGUCCCACUAGGGGGCUCUCGUCAGAGCACCCUGACCUGCUGCUCAAGUCCCUGCUAGCUGGCCUCACCCUGCCUGUGAAGACUGGCUCCUCUGACAGCUCUGCUGAGGACAGAGAUGGUAAGCUUAUCCGCUUGUGGAAAACUUUGCCUUGAAUGAAAAAACAUAAGAGAAUCAGAACACAUCAACAAUUUGGCAAAUGAAAGAAAAUAUAAUAAUGAAUUACAUAUUUUGACUGUAUACAGAUACAUACCCAUUUUAGCGAGAAGGUUGAUUUGUAUCAACGGCUGUGGUGUUUUUGACACGUCUCUGUGUUUCCUCCUAUCAGAUGAGUCGUCCUCUGGUUCCCUGCCCAUGGUCAGUAUCUCAGCCUCCGUUCCACUGACUGCAGCUGACAUGACCAAGUACCUGAAGAAGAUCUCCAGGGGAGAAGCCAUAGAAGGUCAUUCAUGUAUACAUACUCUCAUGUCAGUUUAACACGUGACUUCAGGGAUUUUGAUGAACUUUACCAACAUUUUACUACCCGCUGUGUUUCAGAUGUUCUGGAAGUUCUGACCGAGGUGGAGGACAAGUCCAAGAGGAAUCCUGAGAUCAUUCAGCACUUCACUGUAAGUUCACCUUCUAAUAACAGACCUUUAUUAUGAACAAAUAAUUCCCCCAACACAGACUCUGCUUUGCACCACUAUGUACAGUAUAAAUAAACAGGUUUUCAUUGCCUUCCCUGCCCUCAGAAUGACCUGCAGAGACUGAUGAGUUCUACUGAGGAGUUGUGUCGUAACAUGGCCUUCAGCCUGGCCCUGCGCUGCAUCCAGAACAACCCAUGGUAAGACUAGCCUGCUGACACCUCUAGGAUUUCUCUGCUGAUUUAUGUAGGAAUCUAGAGAGAGAGCUCCAGUUGUCUGGCUGGAUAUGAAUUUAUUGAUGAGGUCUAGGAAUGUUUGGCUGCAAAUGUUUCUGUAGUGGUACCUGUAAGGUGUUGCCUCAUCUUAAAAUAAUGUUUCUUUAAAGUUACGUGUCCUAAGUAAGAUGGGUUUUUUUUCCGGUGCUGCAGCAUGGCAGCAGACUUCCUGCCCACCUUCAUGUACUGUAUGGGCAGUGGGAACUUUGACGUGGUGCAGACAGCGCUUAGGAACCUGCCAGAAUACGUGCUGCUCUGUCAAGGUAUGAUUGUCCUAUCUUCUCAGCACUACACAGCUUCUGUGCUUGGUCCUUAUUAUGGGUCUAAACUCACAAGUUGGAAAGUGAACUGUUCUGUGUUUCAAGCUGUAUAAGGAUUCAUUGUGCUUUUCUCCUCAGAGCAUGCAGACAUCUUACUCCACAAGGCCUUCUUGGUGGGGAUCUAUGGGCAGAUUGACACCAGCUCUAUGAUCUCUGAGUCCAUGAAGGUCCUGCACAUGGAGGCAACAACGUGAUGACCCGGAGGUACAAGUCCUUCUCCUCUGACGGGAGGCAGUGUCACCAUAAUGUUUUUGUAUUGUGGAGUAAGACUCAAGUCAUACACAACUGCCCUGUGCUUUUUUAUCAGUUUGGUCAAUUUAUCAGGAUUUAUGGAUUUAGACAAACUGAUUAUUUGAUUCAAAGGUAAUAUCGAAGUGUUCAGUAGAUGGUGAUAGUGAUUCUUGUAAAAAAAAAGAAAAAAACAUUUUUUUCACUCAUACUGGUUUUGCAAUGGUAGUGCUUAUUUUGAGUGCUUCUAUUCUUUUUGAAAUAAUGAAUACUGGCUAUCAACCACUGUCAUAAAUUGAAUA
This is a messenger RNA of Coregonus sp. 'balchen', 19830 nucleotides long. NCBI's taxonomy places the organism in Eukaryota, Metazoa, Chordata, Actinopteri, Salmoniformes, Salmonidae. The record is from the annotation of a GenBank genome assembly.